Messenger RNA from Dendronephthya gigantea, 1523 nucleotides. Its product is annotated as WD repeat-containing protein WRAP73-like. Lineage: Eukaryota; Metazoa; Cnidaria; Anthozoa; Malacalcyonacea; Nephtheidae. The coding region runs from base 178 to 1506 and encodes 442 amino acids. Gene Ontology annotation, cellular component: mitotic spindle; microtubule organizing center; MWP complex. Gene Ontology annotation, biological process: mitotic sister chromatid segregation; microtubule anchoring at mitotic spindle pole body; protein localization to mitotic spindle pole body. The transcript is spliced from 14 exons. Gene Ontology annotation, molecular function: protein binding. The record is from RefSeq and is a predicted model, not a curated record.
AUCUCCUAGAGACAAAGAACGUAUAGUCCGACCAAUGAGCCCGCGAAAUUUGAUAUAAACAAAAAUUAAAAAAUAUUGAAUUUAUUCUAUUUAAUGACCGGAUUUUAAUCCGAUCUUUUUAUAUUGUUAAUAAUGCUUUGAAAAUAUACUUGUCAAACUUACAAACUACUUGGAAUCAUGAAUUUCUCGGAUGAAUUCAAGCAGAAUAACUAUCUAAGUCGAUUUUCUCCAAAUGGCCUAUAUGUUGCCAACUGUGUACAGUACAGGUUAAUAGUAAGAGAUAUAAAAACUCUACAAAUUGUUCAUCUCUUCACCAAUAUGGAUGCUGUCCAAUAUAUGGAGUGGUCACCUGAUUCUGGUUAUAUUCUUUGUGGAAUGUUUAAAAGAGGUCUGAUACAGGUGUGGUCACUGGAUCAACCUGAUUGGAGGUGUAAAAUUGACGAGGGAUUAGCUGGGCUUGAAGCUGUGAGAUGGAGCCCUGAUUCAAGACAUAUUCUCUCAACUGCUGAGUUUCAGAUCAGAAUAACUCUGUGGUCUUUGAUUGACAAAUCUGUUUCAUACUUUGAGCAUCCUAAACACGCUAACAAAGGGUUGGAUUUUACAAAAGAUGGACUCUAUAUGGCUCUAGCAGAGAGACGAAACUGUAAAGAUUUUGUAAGCAUAUUUGUUUGCGAAGCUUGGAAAAUGUUACAGCAUUUUGAAGUUGCCACUCAAGAUCUCAGUGACAUUGCCUGGUCACCUGAUGGUAGGGCCCUGUGCGUGUGGGACAAUAAUAUUUAUAAUAAAGUUUGUUUGUACUCCAUGGACGGCAGAUGCAUGUCAACCUAUGAUCCACCAUGUUUUGGGCUUGGCGUCAAAACUGUCGCAUGGUCACCGACUGGUCAAUUUUUAGCAAUUGGUAGUUAUGAUGAGAAGUGUCGCGUUUUUAAUCAUCUCACAUGGAGGACAGUUGCCGAACACCUUCAUCCACAGCAGAUGGAGAAAGGCGAUGUGAUCGUUUAUAAAGAAGUCGAGAAAAAACCAUCUUUUUUAAGAGGAGAAGCUUUCUCUGGCAAUUAUAAAAUCACCAGUAAAUAUGAAGUAAAAGACCUUCCUAUUCAGAUUCCGCUGGUCAAACCUGAUCCUGAAAAGCCCAAUCCGAAGUUGGGCGUUGGUCACGUGUCAUUCAGCAGUAAUUGUCGUUUUAUGGCCACGAGAAAUGAUAAUAUGCCUCAUACUCUAUGGAUUUGGAACGUAGUUACUUUAAAGAUUUAUGCAGUCUUGAUACAAAGUUCUCCAAUAAAAGCAAUGACGUGGGAUCCAAAACAAGAAAGAAUAGCAUUGUCUACUGGUAAUAAUAAACUGUAUUUCUGGUCGGUAGCCGGCUGUGUGACUGUCGAAGUUCCAACUGAAAGCGAAGGCACUUUUCAAGUUAAUUCUUUGCACUGGCAUCCUGAUGGCGACAGCAUACUACUCCUAUCUAAGGACAGAAUGUGUCUUUGUUUCCUAACGCCUUCUGAACCCUAAUCCAUCGAUCCAGAUAA